CAAGUCUCCGUUUCUCACCCUCACCUCGCUCCUGCAUUCGUAUCUCAGCUUGACCAGUCUGCUGUGUCUUUCCCAAACUCCAUGUGUUCGAACCGGCCCGGUAGCUUAAGGUAAGGUACUAUCAACGCUCAAUCUUUGUUCUUGACCUUCGUAGCUGUGCCUGAAAUCUCUUCUUGCAAAGCCUCACUGGCAAGACCCUCGUCGUCAUUAUCUUCAAGAUCGACCUCAGCUCGAUAUCACCCUACCAUUACGAUACCUUGUUUACGCACGAAGACCUACAGCUUCCACCCGCCUCACUCUGCAAACUAUCAACCCUUGGCCUUCCUUGAACUUUGAAGAGUGUACCUGGCAUGGUACCGAUGACCAGGUUCCACGUUGGCUACCUCCAUCUUUCCGCCAUCGUGAUCGCUAUCAUGAGAUCUGGUCCGUAGCUAAGGUAGUCCGUACGGACACCUGAAUCCAUCAAUAUCUCUGUCUCUUCUCACAUUGUCUCGACGCUUUUCGAAAAGUUCCUCCACCAUCAUCCCCUGCUUCGCCUUGCCGUCCGGCUGCAAUAUCGACCUCCCGGCGAUCCUAGCCUCUCAUGAAAAAAGAAAGAAUGGCGCCCAUUUGGGCAGAUCUGACCUACACCCAAGCCGCAUGUCGCCAUGCUGCACGUCCACUUCAAGAAUAAGCAAUAACGAAUCGAGGCCACAGCGACCUGCCCGAGGACAAGGGACUGUCUUUAUUUGAGAUUCCCACAUUAUGCUUGUUUCACUCUCUCACCAUUCGCCUGCCUAUCCUUAACCGCAGACAGUGAUGAGAUGAGCUCUCCUGCGAACUAUUCCAACUGACGACCUGUGAGUUGCCCCUUAUGAAGAACUCGUCUUUACCAGAAUGUCUUAUUUCUGUCUAUUCGAGUAGCCGAGGCUCCUCCUUUCGAUUUCUACGCAGCGCCUCCAUCUAGAUAGGUAUGCCUUCUCCUUGUCUAGUCUAUUCCGAGGUUCAUUCUGAUGCUCGAUCGGCCAGCUGUUGGUCCAAUUUUCGCCUCUAAGAGAACUUCAACGCUGCUCAUCGCAGGCGCUCUACCUCGUCUAUGAGGGGAGACUAGUACCUAGACCCCGAGAGAGAGAGAGACACGAAUGCAACCUAUACCGACCUCUGAGCUCAGUCAGUUGCAGGGUAUGGGUAUGACGCCUCUUCCCAUUCCCAUUUCCACACCCCUCCGAGGUCGACUUCCCAGGCGCCCCUCCCCCUCCCCUCCUGUACACUACUUGGCCACCCUGUACAGCAAGAGCAAGGUCUCGUCUUCGUCCGCGUCGACCGGGUCGUGACCCGCCUAGUCGCUACCCCGGCUUUUAUGGAAGUCCUCCGUCUUGCUCGUCGUGGUGGGGGUCCAUGAUUUCCACAAACUCUCCAUGUUCUGGUCCUGGCCUUCAACCCUUCUUUUUUCCUCUCACCAACCCACUGUCUGGGUCCUUGCUGGUUUCGCUUUGGAUGCAUGUAUAUUUAGUGCUGAGAUCUUCGGGAACCAAAUCCAGUCGAUUGGCUUCCAGGAUUCAACCCCGGCCGCACAUCCGCUAUCCCCUCCCGCGCUUUAUACCACGAGUCCAUUCUCGACUCUGUCCCGAAACUACAUCUACCCGCCUCCAUCCUCCUUUCUUUCUCGACUUCUUGCCACGAGAGAUCACAAACAUUCAACUUCGCCCCAAGCAGUCAACGCUUCACCUCUGCUAUUUCUUUUUGACACCAACCACUGAUCCAUCUCUUUCAUCGUACUCUACAUACUCUAGACACAAGGCAGGAGUCAGUCAGCACUGGCAUUGACUUACCCAUACCUGUUGCUGAUUCUAUCCAACAACCACACUUAACCUUGCCAACCUAUCGUUUCUUCAUUUUGGCUUCGCAGAAAUGGCCUUGACGGAACAGACAGCCCCGCCCCAGGCUUGGGGUCGCUGGCAGCAGCAGCCUGCCGGCCAUGACUACGCGAUGAUGGAUAACACAGCCUUCGUGCAGUACGACUCGAGAGGGGCUUCCUCUGCUCCCAUGAACGGCACUGUUAUCUCUCCGCAUUACAUGGUUGGCUCUCACUACGGCGUUGCAUCCAUGCCGGCAAUGGGCCACCACUGCCCGACCCAAAACCACUUCGCAUAUGCUCAGUACGAUUCACCUCCGGCCAACAUGAACAUGCCCUUCAGACUGCCGGCUCAACAAGAACGAUCGAUCAUGCCCGUAGUAGCUCCAGAGCAUGAGGUCCCGCGCGCCAGCUCUUAUCCUCAGGAGUCACCUUCGGCACAGAAUGAUCGACACCGCAGCCCAUCCACCCGCAGCGAGACGAAGAUGAGCAACCCGAAGACACCCCACCCCCUCAACACCAAGGAGAUCAAGUUCAACAAGCCCACAAGCGCGGACCCAGUGAACUUCACCACUGCCAUCGACACUCUCAUGAAGGCGAUCCAGAAGAGGCACGACACUGAGGAUAUUGUCAAGGGCGUCCCAGAGACCGAGCAGGUUGUCAAGCCGGAGCCUAGAUCUCCCAAGCCCGAACCGACCCCGGCUGCUUCGGCCCCCACACCCUCGACAACGACAGACUCGUUGGAUGCUCCCAAGACCAAGCGUUAUGUCUGUGAUAUUGAUGGUUGCGGCAAAAGCUUCUAUCAAAGCACCCACUUGGACACUCACAAACGCGCCCACACCGGUGAAAAGCCAUACAAAUGCACUUGGCCGAACUGCGAACGAACCUUCUCGCAACCCGGUAACCUCAAGACACACAUGCGCCGCCACACUGGCGAGAAGCCCUUCCGCUGCGAGCAAUGCAGCAAAGUGUUUGCCCAGCGUGGCAACCUCCAGACGCACAUGGCCACACACACCAAUGCGAAGCCAUUCGUCUGCAAGCUCGAUCAAUGCAACAAGAUGUUCACCCAAAGAGGCAAUCUCAAGAACCAUCAAAACAAGUAUCACGAGAAGACCCUCAUGGAAAUGACUGACUGGAUUGUCUCUAUUUCCGAUAUUGAUGGCUUGUCCGAUGACCAGCGAGAGAUGUACUGGUACUUUGCCAACCUCUACAAGAACAGCAACAAGGGCAUCAAGGGCCGUGGCAAGGACCGCAGGGUCAGCAACCGUGUCUCGAAGUCCAGGACUGCCCCCUCAUCUUAUCCAGUCAAGCGCGUGCCCAACCCCGCGAGCCUCGCAGCAUACAGCUCGAAGAGAUUGCCUCCCCCGGAACAGUACAUGCAACAUCACCAGCACGGCUACGAGGUUUACGACACGGACAUGGAUCAGUCCUCGAGCGCAAGCAGCCCCAGAUAUGAUGGCAUUCCUCCUGCCUACCGAGACCGCAUGUACCACCAGUCCAGCCAUGCUAUCUACUAGGGGCCACAUCGCAACCAAGCGGUCCCCACGCACAUACGUCAACGUUUCCCCUACACACACGAAUACACGACCGCGAAUCACAUCGAGUACAUACCACAAGAACGGAACGGAGUAAAGAAAAGCAACAUUCGGACGUGCUCGACAAGGCUUGAGACGAGGCAGUCCAUUGGAAAACAAAACCGAACAUUGAACCACAGCGUCAUUUCUUUCGCGGUAAUUAUUGGGUCGAGGCGGCUGUCUGAACAAUCUUCUUGCUUUCAUGUUAUUUCCUUGAAGUCAUUGUCCACUUGCUUUCAGCAAGGUGGUACUGCUUGGCUUAUAUCUUCCCUUGGGUUAUCUGUACUGCGGUCAAGGUUACAUUAUUUACGACGGGGAGUGUACGAAAGUUUCGAGUCCUUGAGCUGUUGAGCGGUUUCUUUUUCAUUUUCAACCAUUUCCAGACCGGAAACCCUGAAGAUGUGAACAACAUUUUGUUUACACGUUGGCGGUGGCUUUUCGCCAGGCAUUUUGGCCUGUCAGUGGACAUACAUCAAGGACAGCGGGAGCGGUGGUUCACGGCACAUGGAAGGGUGGGCUGCUGGAUGAUGCAUCAUGGGAGUUUUUAGACCACCCAACGGGAUUGGGGCGCGUGCAUCUGGAUGAAAGCGGGGCGCGGAAGGAAAAAGAGAGGAAAACAGCUUUGGCCUCCCAUCAGAGUUACUAGACUCUUCAGAUACCCCUGGGAUUUGCAUUGAAAUAUGAUGGGGCAAACAAGCGUGACAACACGAUGGAGUUGGGAACAAGCGUUAGACACAACGUUUUUGUGUCGUGUUAUCUUUCUCGAUUAUUUUGUUUUUGGGUCGACAUUGGACCUGGGCCCGAUAGGAAGGAUCCCGAGUAUCAUGCACCCCUUGCUUGUGGUGGAUGCCUUAACGCACGUAUGAGAAGUUAGG
Molecule: messenger RNA, 4283 nt
Organism: Colletotrichum scovillei
Lineage: Eukaryota; Fungi; Ascomycota; Sordariomycetes; Glomerellales; Glomerellaceae
Exons: 5
Coding region: 1891-3351 (486 amino acids)
Biological process (GO): regulation of transcription by RNA polymerase II; central nervous system development
Cellular component (GO): nucleus
Molecular function (GO): DNA-binding transcription factor activity, RNA polymerase II-specific; RNA polymerase II cis-regulatory region sequence-specific DNA binding
Source: RefSeq, a predicted model, not a curated record